Asparagus officinalis (garden asparagus) is the source of this 1168-nucleotide messenger RNA. Its product is annotated as rhodanese-like domain-containing protein 11, chloroplastic. Bases 89 to 949 code for a protein of 286 amino acids. The record is from RefSeq and is a predicted model, not a curated record. The transcript has 11 exons. Lineage: Eukaryota; Viridiplantae; Streptophyta; Magnoliopsida; Asparagales; Asparagaceae.
AUAAAGCCUCCCAGCGUAAGUCACGCUUCUGCUCCCCACAGAGGAAGGCUACUCUUUUGAGCGGUCCAAUUCCUCCCUCCAUAAAAUUAUGGAAACUCUUGGGCUUCAUCUCCCCAACUCUCUGCCCCUGUCCUCACUCAAUUCGCUGUGUCAGAGCGCAAAUUACUUGGCCAUCAGCAACCAUGGAAGGAGCUUUCUCAUAAAUCCUCAUAAGUUGAAGUCUGCUAUUAUAGUAAGGGCCGUUGCUGGGGAUGAAGAGGAGGAGGUGAAACAGGCGAAAGAGAUGGCUGCUGCUCGCAGGAGAUGGGAGACUCUGAUUAGGGAACAAAAGAUUAAGGUCCUAACACCAAAAGAAGCUGGUUAUGCCAUUCAACUUUCUAAUAAAAGUCUGCUUGACGUGCGCCCAUCAACUGAGUAUAACAAGGCGAAGGUUAAAGGCUCUGCUUGGGUGCCAAUUUUUGAUAUAGAAAAGUCAGCUGAUGUUGGAGCCCUUUCCAGAAGGACCACAAAUUUUGUAAUGGGAGGCUGGUGGAGUGGCAGUCCUACAUUAUCUUAUGACAAGAAUUUCAUAUCAAAGGUUGAGGAGAUGUUUCCAAAGGAUACUGAUCUAAUUGUCAUGUGCCAGAAAGGCCUGAGAUCUCUUGCUGCUUGUGAGCAACUCCACAAUGCCGGCUACAGAAACCUGUUCUGGGUACAAGGUGGUCUAGAAGCUGCUGAAGAAGAGGAUUUUCAACGUGAAGGUGCUCAACCCUUCAAGCUUGCAGGAAUUGGAGGAGUUUCUGAAUUCUUUGGUUGGACUGAUCAACAACGCGCUUUCGCUGCCAAAGAGGGAUGGGGAUAUAGAUUAGUGUUCACUGGUCGAUUGAUUGGAGCUAUCGUACUAGCUGACGCCUUGUUCUUUGGAGCUCAGCAAUUUGGUCCGCUGUUACGAGAACUGAGGUCUCACUGAGCAAUAUUCAAUCUUGCUUCUGAACGGGUUUAUCAGAAUGGUGACUACCAGAGGAUGUCAGGGAAAACCGAUCAGUAAAUAGCAUCAGAAGGAUUCAUGGGUUGGCGUUUGGAGGUAUUGUACCCGUGAUCUACGACUGUUGAAGGCUUCCAUCAUCAAGAUAUUUUACCCUGGGGAAUUGUUGGAUUCGUGACAUACAACGCAGCGGAAAAAACAUAU